Molecule: messenger RNA, 3649 nt
Organism: Notothenia coriiceps (black rockcod)
Lineage: Eukaryota; Metazoa; Chordata; Actinopteri; Perciformes; Nototheniidae
Product: FK506-binding protein 5
Exons: 13
Coding region: 653-3634 (993 amino acids)
Source: RefSeq, a predicted model, not a curated record
GGGAGGAGAGGAGUGAGGCAUGCAGCAGCUACUCACUCACUCACUCACUCAUUUAGUCUAUUGUUUUCCCUAUAGCUUACUGCCGUAUUGUACCACUCCAGGGAGUUGUACCAUAAUUCUGUGAGGAACAAUAGGAAAAUAAGUUUUCUUUUUUUUAAGACAUUCCUGGGUCCUUUAAUAAGGAAGAUUCAAACUAUCUCUCCGUUAUUCUUUGCUUCUUGUGUUUUAUUGUGAUCCUGUUAUAACCAUACUUUGGCUGCAGUUGAGUACUGGAUCUGUUGGGAUUGGCUUGCUGUUUUGCUGUUGCUGUCAAAGUUGAGAGAAAUCUCCUUCCAACGACAUUUGACUGUAGUAGAGCUGAAAAGGGGGAGGAACCUCAGAAGAUGUUCUGACUUGAAGACAGAGCAAUCUCCUGUUGUGAAGUGGUCUCUUCUCUGUUGGAAAGAGAGAGAAGUCUUGGAUAUUCAGGAAGAAAAAAGGAGUUUGGAUUGGGACAACAGAACAAGGUGUUGGAUUUGAGGGUUGUCUAUUCUUGGACAAACCAAGAAAAAAACACAUUUAUUUUUCCAAAGAGGCAUAAAGAAGUGUUGGGAAAGAAUCUAUAACAGUUAAACAACAUGGCUGGGAAGUACGAUUGCUUCAAGAGAAGGAAAUGAAAAGGAGGAUGUCACCAUGGGGAGUCGGCUUUGGAAGUGGGCGCAGCAGUGACAGCGCUGCCAUGGCGUCAGGACCUCCGGAGGGGAUGGCCAAUCAGGAGCCUGCUGAGGUCGCGGAGGAGUGCUCAGGAAAGAAGAAGUCCAAGUUCCAGACGUUUAAAAAAUUAUUUGCAAGGAAGAAGAGAAAGGAGCCGCCAGCAGCAGGAGCAGAUGCUGGGCUCAAAGCCAGCCAAUCAACUGACAAUGUCGGCAAAACCUCCGAAAAUAACACCCUCACUCGAUCAGAGAAGGAGAAGGGAUCUGGGUCAAAGAUCAGCCUGGGCGGCAAGGCCUUGUCCCAUGACUCUGUCUUUGUUUCGGACUCAUCGGAGACCAACAAUGCUCUGGGGGCAUCUCAGGAGAGCAUCCACGGGAAGGUGAAAUCACUACAGCUCCAGCUGAAGCAGGCCAUCAGACUGGGCUCUCCUCCGUCCAUCAUGUGUGUGAAGAGAGCGGACGAUGCUGGAACUAUGUCUGAGGACGACGGCCUGCCCUGUAGUCCCCCUGAAUACAACGCGCAUCACACAGUCAUGAAUAAGGCUCAGAGGAACAGCCGCAUGAGUCUGGAGGGAGUAGACAGUGGCGAUGACCAGCAGUCCUGGUCGGGCUCCAGCAGAGCAGUGAGUCCUCUGGUGGUCCCGGGGGACUUCAGCCAGCCGGCCAGCCCCUUCGGCUGUCUGGAUAACUCUGCUGCCAAACACAAGCUGGGCCUGAGACACAAAGCCUGCAACAGGAGGAAACACGUCUCUAGGCUGGAGUUAAAAUCAGAGGGAGACUCUGUGUUGGACGGGACACUGAACGCCUCCAUAACAGCAGAUUCAGAGGAGCAAGAUCAAGAGAAUCCAGCAGAAGGUGUAAGAGCUGAUGAGCUGAAACCAAAGGAGGAGAGGGAGGAAGAGGAGGAGGAAGAGGAGGAGGAGGAGGAGCAGCCAAAGCAUUCCAGACGCUCCCUGCUGAGCGAUGAGGAGGAGGACGAGUGUGAAGUAGAACAGGAAGUUUCUCACGGCCCGGACACUUCCUCUCUUACGGAGCUGAGACUCCCAGAGGAGGAAUCCCCGGACACCAGGCCCCUGCCCUCCUCCGGGCCCGGCUCAAGAGCCUCCUCUCCGGACAGUCCCAGAGCCACGCCGGAGCCCCCUGCUGGUCCCAAAGAGUAUCUGCUCGACCCUCUGAGCAUCACCUUUGGAGCGGAGGAGGUUGACUCGAGCGGAGAAGUAGAUGGAAUCCAGGAGAACAGGGUGGAGGAGGAGGAGGAGGAGGAGGAGAGCUCCUUCUUACAGGAAGUGCUGAGCUCCCUGAAAACUCCCCUUGCGUCUUGCUCACUGAUGACUGAAGGGGUCGACCUGGAAAUAAAGGAGGAGGUGAAGGAAAGAGAAGUCGUGGAGAUGGAAGGAGAGGAGGUGGAGGAAGAAGAAGAGGAAGAGGUGGUGGAGCCUGUUGGUUAUCAGGCUGCUCCUGUUGACUCCAUCCUGUCACAUCAGUCUUCACAGGAAGAGGAAGAGGUUUCCACUUUAAGCACUGCUUAUUGUCAAGAUGUUGAACAAGAGGAGAACAUGGAAGUUAAGGAAGAAGCAGCCUUAGAGGAAGAGGAACUAGUGGUGGAAGAAGUCAGUCAAUACUGCCGAGAAAAGGAAGAGGACGCAGAAGAAGACGAUCCCGAGGAACAAAAUGAUACAGGAAACACCGUAAACAAGGCAGAGGAAGAGGGAAGAGGAGAAGAAGAGAGUGAGGGAGAGGAGGAGGCCAUUGAGCUGAAGAAAGAACCAGAUGUGGAGGUGGAGGAAGCCGAAGAAGAAGAAGAGAGAGUAGAGGAAGAGGAAGCAAUAGAGGAAGAGAGCGACGACGCGGAAGAGAUGACGGAGGCGUUUCCUGAUGCAGCUCAUGAUGACAUACAGCUGCAGGAGGAAGAUGAGGGUGUAGUUGUUGUGGUUGGAGAUGAUGGUGAAGCGAUGGGUGAUCAGGUGCAUGAAAGUCAUGUAGCUUCUGAUCAAAGCAUAGAAGAGGAGAGGGAAGAUGGAGAAGAGAGGAUGGAGGAAGUCAUAGAGAUCAACAUGGAAAAAUCUGAGCAAGAGGAAGAUGGUGAAGCAGAUCAAAGUGAGCUAAAUCUGCAGGAAGAAGGUGGAGAAACACCACAUUCAGACAUGAAGCAAGUGGGAAAAGAACAAACAGAAGAAGUUCCUGUCAAGCCUUCUUCUUUGUCUCUCCCUGAAUCACACCACGAGCCUCCGUCACCUGAGAGUGGAAGCAUCUCUCCCAGCAAGACCUCCACCAUCCACAUUAAUCUACUCUCUCCGAGCUCAGAGAAGGCCCCAUCUUUCUUCCCAAAGUCCCCACCUGACACACAGCCCACAGAAGGUGAGACGCCUCAAGAAGCUGAGGAGCAGAACGCAGAAACAGAAGAAGAAACAUCUGAUAAUGUGGAAACAGUAGAAGAAGAGAAAAAGUCAGCUCUCGAGGAGGAAGCUACACUUCCUGUCUCUGUGGAGGAAAAGGUCAACCAGGUGUCCAGCCCCACCCGCUUCACCAUCACCCCCGCCUCGCAGAGGUCGCUGUCUGUCGGGGACGCAGAGGAGAGUUCCACACCUCCUUCCUCCCAAACCACAUCUUCAUCGUCCUCUGACACAAGGCCCCAAGAGGUGGAGGUCAGUAAAGGGAAAGCAGAGCCAGCGAAGGUUGAAGUGGUGUUGAGCCCGGGAAGAGCGAGGAACGCAGGGACCCCCACCACCACGUCGUCAUCAUCCAAUCAUCCGCAGACCCCAGCUGUUGCAAGCACAGAAGAGAGCUCCAUGGUGAUGGAGGGAAACCCCGACAAUCCGUUUGGAGUUCGGCUGAGGAAGACGUCGGCUCUGCCUCGCUUCAGCUCGGAGGAGGAAAACACAGAGGUGCGUCUCCGGACUUUGUUCUUACUAUUAUACGUUUUGCUUCCAAAAUAUCCCUAAGCAACACACGUCAUU